Brenthis ino (lesser marbled fritillary) is the source of this 225-nucleotide messenger RNA. Lineage: Eukaryota; Metazoa; Arthropoda; Insecta; Lepidoptera; Nymphalidae. The record is from the annotation of a GenBank genome assembly.
AUGUCUCAAAACUGCAAGUCUACUUACUCAACAGCCACGACAAGGGAUGCCAAUAACAACACUCUGUACCAUGGAGGCAGCUCGUCGGUGUAUGGUGGUCGAGGGUACACACCACCCAGCGUUGCUAGCAGUGGGAACUACAAGCAAGUGACGGCGAAAGUGCUAUUCGGGAGCGUGACGGCGAUCAAUGACCUCAAGCAGCAGAAGACGAGCAAGCGGAUGCAC